This is a messenger RNA of Dioscorea cayenensis subsp. rotundata (Guinea yam), 2445 nucleotides long. Its product is annotated as pentatricopeptide repeat-containing protein At2g33680. The transcript has a single exon. The record is from RefSeq and is a predicted model, not a curated record. The coding region runs from base 85 to 2280 and encodes 731 amino acids. Gene Ontology annotation, molecular function: protein binding; RNA binding. NCBI's taxonomy places the organism in Eukaryota, Viridiplantae, Streptophyta, Magnoliopsida, Dioscoreales, Dioscoreaceae. Gene Ontology annotation, biological process: RNA modification. Gene Ontology annotation, cellular component: intracellular membrane-bounded organelle.
AAUGAUAACUUGAGCAAGGGCCGGGCUUAGGGCCGGGUUCGUCAAGGAGUUGGCUAUCAGUGGCCAUGAUCGUUGCGGCCAUUGAUGGAGAAGACACAGCUCUUCCGCCUCUUCCUCGGCGCCGCCGAGAGGAAGAGCAUCGUCAGUGGGAAAUGCCUCCACGCCUACAUCGUCAAAUCCGGUUUCUGGGCCGAUACGUUCCUCUCCAACAGCGCCAUCAAGAUGUACGCCAAGUGUGGCCACCUACCCGACGCCUCUGCAGCGUUCGACGACAUGCUGUCCCGCGAUGUCGUCUCCUGGAACUUCCUCAUCAACUCGUACUCCCAUCUCGGUGCUGUGGGCGCCCCUGUCGUUCUCAACCUCUUCCAGAGGAUGAGGGCAGAGCCCGUCCUUCCAAAUGCCUUCACCUUCGCUGGAGUCUUCACCGCUGCUACCAAUGUCGGUGAUGUAUUCCGUGGGAGAGAGGUUCAUUGCGUUGCUGUGAAAAGUGGGAGCUGCGGUGAUGUCUAUGUGGGCAGCUCUUUGCUCAGCAUGUACUCUAAGAUGGGGCUGCUCUCUGAUGCGAGGAAGGUGUUUGAUAAAAUGCCGCAAAGAAAUUCUGUCUCGUGGGCGGCCAUGAUUUCAGGGUACGCUGCCGAAAAGAAGCAUGGCAUGGAGGCUUUCCAGUUGUUCAAACUGAUGCUGGCCAGACAAGAGAGCGAAGUGAACGAGUUUGUGCUGACGAGUGUUCUCAGCGCUCUCUGCCUCCCUGAGUUCCUUGACAAGGGCCGGCAGGUGCACGGCCUGGUAAUAAAAACCGGAUUGGCCUCGUUCGUGCCGGUCUGGAACGCGCUUGUGACUGUGUAUGCGAAAUGCGAGUGCAUGGACGAUUCGUUCUCUGUGUUUGAUGAAACCUCGGGUGAUGCUGACAAGAAGAAUUCCAUCACUUGGUCUGCCGUGAUCACUGGGUACUCCCAGAAUGGCCAUUCAGACAAGGCUCUGGAGUUGUUUUCUAAGAUGCAUUUGGCUGGAGCUCAGCCCAACGAAUUCACCUUUGUCGGCGUGCUCAACGCUUGUGCUGAUAGGAUUUCUUUGCACCGUGGGAAGGAAGCUCACGGCUACCUGUUGAAACUGGGUUUUGAACUUCAAGUUUACAUCAAGAGCGCUCUUGUUCAUAUGUAUGCACAGUGUGGUUGCAUUGACGAAGCGAGGAGAGCGUUCCAACAGCUGCACCAUCAUGAGGCUGAUGUUGUUCUCUGGAGCACCAUGAUCGGCGGCUGUGUACAGAAUGGAGAACAUGAAGAAGCUUUAACAUUGUAUGGCAGGAUGGAGAGGGAGAGCAUCUCUCCUAAUGAUCUCACCCUGGCUAUUGUGCUCAAGGCUUGCUCCAGCCUUGCUGCUUUGGAACAGGGAAAACAGGUCCAUGCUCGUGUUCUCAAGUACGGUUUCCCUUUGUUUAUUCCAGUUGGAAGUGCUUUAUCCACUAUGUACGCCAAGUGUGGGAACUUGGAAGAUUGCAGGCUUGUGUUCCGACGAAUUCUUCGUAAGGACGUUGUUGCAUGGAAUUCAAUAAUUGCUGGAUUCACACACAAUGGACGUGGAGAAGAAGCUUUAGAGCUGUUUGACCAGAUGAAAUUAGAGGGCACUGAACCAGACCAUGUCACGUUUGUUAACCUCCUCUGUGCUUGCAGUCACAUGGGAUUGGUUGAGAAAGGCUGGCAUUUCUUCAGAUUGAUGCAAGAUGAGUAUUGCUUAGAGGCAAGGGUGGAGCACUAUGCUUGUAUGGUUGAUAUACUCAGCAGGGCUGGACUAGUAGAGAAUGCCAAGGAGUUCAUAGCAUCAGUUCCAAUCGAUCACGGCACGAGCCUGUGGCGUAUCCUCCUAGGGGCCUGUCGUGACCGCCAGAGUUUCGAUGAUAUCGGAGCAUACGCCGGUGAAAGGCUGGUGGAACUGGGCACUCAGGAUUCAUCAGCGUACAUUUUGCUUUCAAAUAUAUAUGCAGCUCGCAACAGGUGGGAUGAUGUGGAGAGAGUGAGGAGAAAAAUGAGGGAGAGAGGAGUGAAUAAGGACCCUGGUUGUAGUUGGAUUGAGUUCAAGAGUGGAGUUCAUGUAUUCGUUUCCAGGGAGCUUCUGCAUCCACAGAUCAAAGAGAUACAAGAACAAGUGAGAAGCCUCACAAAGCACAUGAGGCUUGAAGGCUACCAUACUUGUUUACAGUUGCAUUCUUUUCCUGAAUAUAGUAUUCAAGAACAGGUCACCGAGGAAGAUGAGUUUCAAUUAAUUGAAUCCUGUGUUUCCUGAUUAAAAUAUACUAGCAUUACAUUAUCACAGUUCAAAAAUUCAGAUGUUUGUGGAUUGUGCUAUGUCAAUCAAUUAUUAAAGAGAGUAUUCAGCUGAAGAAAAGCCUGUUUGCAUAAAAGGGUCAUCCUUUUGAUUCAGUAGCAGGCUUUGAUUUUACAAGUUAUG